CAGCUCCUGCACACUGCUUUGUAUGGCUCUGCAUAGCAGAGCCAUACAAAGCAGUGUGCUUACAGUUGAAAGCACACAGACACAGCACACAGUUAACCCUUUGAUCGCCCCACAUGUUAACCCCUUUCUGCCCAGUGCCAUUAGUACAGUGUCAGUGCCUUUUUUAUUAGCACUGAUCACUGUAUUGGUGUCACUAGGGGUGUCAAAGACACCAUCAGUUCCCCCCAGUGUCAGAAUGCCCGCCGCAGUCCCGCUAUAAGUCGCUGAUUGCUGCUAUUACUAGUAUAACAAAAGAAAAAAAUAAAUUCCAGUAUCUAUACCGCCAUUUGUAGACCCUAUAACUUUCACGUAAAACAAUUAAUUUA
Molecule: messenger RNA, 365 nt
Organism: Staurois parvus
Lineage: Eukaryota; Metazoa; Chordata; Amphibia; Anura; Ranidae
Source: the annotation of a GenBank genome assembly